Sphenostylis stenocarpa is the source of this 525-nucleotide messenger RNA. The record is from the annotation of a GenBank genome assembly. NCBI's taxonomy places the organism in Eukaryota, Viridiplantae, Streptophyta, Magnoliopsida, Fabales, Fabaceae.
AUGCUAGAAACAGUGGCAGCAGUGCCUGGGAUGGUAGGAGGCAUGCUACUGCACUGCAAAUCCCUUAGAAGAUUUGAGCACAGUGGGGGUUGGAUAAAAGCACUGCUAGAAGAAGCAGAGAAUGAACGGAUGCACCUAAUGACGUUCAUGGAAGUGGCAAAGCCCAAGUGGUAUGAACGUGCUCUGGUCAUAACUGUGCAAGGUGUUUUCUUCAAUGCAUACUUCUUGGGGUAUUUAAUGUCACCCAAAUUUGCACACCGCAUGGUUGGUUACCUUGAGGAGGAAGCAAUUCACUCCUACACAGAGUUCCUCAAGGAAUUGGACAAGGGCAAUAUAGAAAAUGUGCCAGCACCAGCCAUUGCCAUUGACUACUGGCAGCUCCCCCCAGACUCCACUUUAAGGGAUGUUGUCAUUGUUGUCAGAGCUGAUGAGGCACACCAUCGUGAUGUCAACCACUUUGCUUCGGACAUACACCACCAAGGACGUGAGUUAAGAGAGACUGCUGCUCCAAUUGGUUAUCACUAG